Molecule: messenger RNA, 977 nt
Organism: Spinacia oleracea (spinach)
Lineage: Eukaryota; Viridiplantae; Streptophyta; Magnoliopsida; Caryophyllales; Amaranthaceae
Product: pathogen-related protein
Exons: 5
Coding region: 86-814 (242 amino acids)
Source: RefSeq, a predicted model, not a curated record
AACCAAAUUGACCAAUUGGUAAACAAGUCUAGCAACCUUUAUAAAUAAACCUCAAACUAUUACGUCUUGUACUGAAAGAAUAAAGAUGGAGAAAAUGGAGUCAGCGAGCGAGAAAACAAACAAGUACCGUUCUUUCAUGUAUGGAGAAGGUGAGAAGAACACCAAAUGGGUGUCUGGAGCUCCUCCUAAUUUCGACAUCGUCGACAAACUCUUCGAAGAAGGCAGGACCAAGAUAUGGGAGGUUGGUUCACUGGAAGAGAAAGUGCAAAAUCUGGUAAAGACCAUGGAGAUGGAACUCUUUCAUAAGUCCCCUCAGGAUUAUAAAGCUAUUGAUGCUACCAAGUUUGCUUUUAGUGUUAAUGGGAGGAAGGCGCUAACAUUGGAAGGAAUAAGGAAGAUGGGUGGGGGAUACAAUGGGUUUCUACAAACAUCAUUACCAGAGGAGUUGCGUUUGUAUGACCCAACAAAGGAGACAACAGAAUCAUCCCACAGGCUCUUCACUACUACAUUCCCUCGAGGGUUUGCUUUCGAGAUUCUCCAAGUCUACUCCGGUCCACCGGUGAUUGCGUAUAAGUUCAGGCAUUGGGCUUACAUGGAAGGUCCUUUCCUUGGCCACCCUCCUACAGGAGACCUAGUUGAGUUCUUUGGGUGUGCUAUUUUUGAGGUGGAUGAACAAAUGAGGGUGAUCAAAGUUGAGUUCUUCUAUGAUCGUGGGGAGUUGCUUGGUGCUCUUAUGAAGGGUUCUAAAUUGGAAGGGUCUUUUGCUGAUAUGAAACUAGGUUGCCCUGUUUUAAGAAAUUCAGGUUUUAGAUGACGCUUUCGCAGUCUCCUCCUAUUGCUUGUAAUGUUCACAGAAGUUUGAUUUUGAUCUUCUUUCAUGUAGACAGCAGAUCACCUCUGUAACUUCUGUUCGAAAAAGAUGAGCUUCAAAUAUGCAAUUCUUUGCAAUAGAAAUAAGAUCAAAUAAGUUGAGAGAA